AUGCGACUGUCAUUCAGUGAAGGAGCCACGUGUUCUUCAUACAUCAUCCUCUUGACUGCCCCUCCUAAGCUCUUCCUCCCUCUCCCCCCCACACUACCCCCUUCCUCCACCGCUCGUAUGCAUGUACGAGAGGUGAACGUGUGGGACUACAGCUCGCGGCGGCUGGUGCAUUCAGUGGACUCGGGCCACUCGGGCAACAUUUUCUGUGUGCGCUUCAUGCCUGAGACGGGGGAUGAUGUAUUAGCCUCUGGCGCUGGGGACAACGAGGUGCGAGUGCACAGGCUCUCACGCUCCACUGCUCCUGCCCCUACCACGUCAUCCUCCCCCUCUGCAACUGGUUCGCCCGGUGCCGGUCGGCAAGAUUUGUCUGCAUCCGGCGGUCCGUCCCAUUCAUCAGAGCAGGCAGCAAUGUUCCGGUGCCACAACCGACGGGUCAAGAAGCUUGCGGUGGAGGAGGGCAAUCCGCAUGUGGUGUGGAGUGCAAGUGAGGACGCCACACUGCGCCAGCACGACCUGAGGGAGACGUCUGUCUGUCCUCCGCCCACCACACACGCGCGCCCGCACUCGCCUCUCCACCACUCCCUCUUUCACGGCGCCUCAGAAUGCCGCAGUGUGCUGCUUGACCUUCGGGCAGCUGGAAAAGUUUCGCUCGAGGAUCCUGCUCGCGAUUCAUUGGCUCUCAAGUCUUGUGCCAUCAGCCCGACCCGGCCACACCUGCUGAUGGUGGGAGGAAGUGACGCCUUUGCUCGCAUCUACGACCGUCGAAUGCUCCCGUCACCCUCCUCCCUCUCGCGCGCCUCUCCUCGCCCCAAGCCCCCGCCCCCUCUGCUCCUGCUCGCCCCCAGUCACCUUUCUGAACCGCAAGGGCGCUCAGGCCUGCACCUGACCCACGUGGCCUUCUCAGCCUAUGGGGAGGAGGCGUUGCUGAGCUACAGUGGCGAGCACGUGUACCUGUUUGACCUGGAUCGAGCAACCCUGCCAUCUAUGAUUUACACUCCUGCUGACGUGGCGGCGUCUCACAGGCUGGCUCCGCUCAAACCCUCGGACAUUCAUUACAAUCACACCGCCGGCCCCACCACCACCACCACCACCACUGUCAGCAACGGCCGCACUAACGGGUUUUGCCAAUCAGGCAACCACAACCAGCAGCAGCAAGAACAAGAACACAUUAUUUGCAGCAACAGCAAGCAUAAGCCCUCCUCUCCUCACUUGAAACCCCACGGUCCUAAGCCCGUUGCAGCUAAGCCCGCACAGCCUGCUAGCUUUGGGGAGAAAGAUAAGAACGGCGCUCUUCCGAAGCAGAGCGACAGGUUCGGCAGCGCCAGCAGCAGCAGCGUGUGGGAUAGGUACACCAAUGGACGGACUGAAUUGCCUCGGGCAGGAGUGGUUCGGGACCGAGCCGUGGGCCCAGGCUUGGGACCAAGGGACCGGGAUUAUACCAAGCUGCAAGAAUGCGAGCAGCUGCUGGAGGAAGCUUCUGCGAUAGUUCUCGGCCUAGAAUCCGAGUCAGAAGCAGGCAGGCCGGCAGGCGAGAGGGGAGAGGGGGCGGGAGGGGCAUCAGGACCUGCCUCAGGUGCCGCCCCAGGUGCCGCCUCAGGUGCAGCGUCAGGUGGGGCCGGCAGGAGGGCGUCAAGGGAGAGCACGCAGGCUCAGCAGGUGGCGUCUGGGCGGCGGGCCAGCCUGGCGACAGACUUGUGCAGUGCAGUGCUGGAGGAGGGGGGGGAUGUGAUUGGGCCGGGGGUGCGGCACGAUGCGCUCUGCACCAGAGCUGCUGCAAUGCUGGAGAGGGGAUGGAAGAAUGACGAUCUGAUGGUGUUGCGUGACUGUAACGAAGCCAGGCGGAUCCUUCCCACGUCCAUCCGCGCUCAUCUCUACAUGGCCCAUGCCUUCUCCCAGCUGGGCCAGCAUCAGGAGGCGGUGGAGUUUGCAGAGCGAGCAGCCAUGUUUGACAGCAACCUCUCCUCCUACGUGGUGUCUCUGCGAGCCAAGAUGGCUGCUGCAGAGGAGGGGAGGCAGAAUCGCCUGAGCGCAUGGGGGCAGCCGCACACGGGGGGAGGGGCAACAGUGGAGGAAGAGGAGCGAGUGGGGCCGGAGGGAGUGAGGAGAGAAGGCGUGGGGGCAGAGGGACAGGAGGCAGGGGCAUUGGGGGCACGGGGAGCAGGGGAUAGGGGAGAGGGUGAUAGAGUGGAGGGCAGUGAGGCGAGGAGGGAAGAGGAGGUGAAACUGGCAGAGGAGGGAGUAAAGGAAGAGGGUGGGGAGGAGGGUGCAGAGGAGAACGAGGCGGAUGAAGGGGAGGCGGAGGAGGAGGAAGAGGAAGAGGAUUUUGAGGUUCGUGUGGACGUGAGACUGGGUGCUGGCGUAGAAGCAGAGGAGAGAGAAGCAGACAGGGGGAAUGAACUCGUGGGAGGAGGAGCGGGAGCAGUGGGAGGAGCGGGAGGAGCGGGAGGAGGAGGAGAAGCGAGUGGGGGAGCAAGGAGGGUGAGUCUGAAUCUUAGACUGAGGAGGAGCAGAGAAGGGGAGGAGGACCGAGAGGAGGAGGGAGUGCGACGGGAGAAGAGUGCGCGAGGGGCGGGUGGAGAGACGAGGAGAAUGGGGGGCGGGAGUGUGGGCGCGCGGGAGGAGGGAGAAGAGGAGGACGAGGAGGGGGAGGAGGGUGAGGAAGGCGAGGAGGAAGAGGUGAAAAGGGGGAUGAGGGCGGUGGAUAUGCGGCAGCGCUUUGUGGGGCACUGCAACACGGGGACGGAUAUCAAGCAGGCGUCUUUUCUGGGCGACCGGGGGGAGUUUGUGUCGAGUGGGAGCGAUGAUGGGCGGUGGUUUGUGUGGGAGAAGCGCACUGGCAGAGUGGUGAAGAUGCUGGCAGGGGACGAGCAUGGUGAGUGGGACGAGCAUGGUGAGUGGGACGAACAUGGUGAGUGGGACGAACAUGGUGAGUGGGACGAACAUGGUGAGUGGGACGAACAUGGUGAGUGGGACGAACAUGGUGAGUGGGACGAACAUGGUGAGUGGGACGAGCAUGGUGAGUGGGACGAGCAUGGUGAGUGGGACGAACAUGGUGAGUGGGACGAGCAUGGUGAGUGGGACGAGCAUGGUGAGUGGGACGAGCAUGGUGAGUGGGACGAGCAUGGUGAGUGGGACGAGCAUGGUGAGUGGGACGAGCAUGGUGAGUGGGACGAGGUGAGUGGGACGAGCAUGUGGGACGAGCAUGGUGAGUGGGACGAGCAUGGUGAGUGGGACGAGCAUGGUGAGUGGGACGAGCAUGGUGAGUGGGACGAGCAUGGUGAGUGGGACGAGCAUGGUGAGUGGGACGAGCAUGGUGAGUGGGACGAGCAUGGUGAGUGGGACGAGCAUGGUGAGUGGGACGAGCAUGGUGAGUGGGACGAGCAUGGUGAGUGGGACGAGCAUGGUGAGUGGGACGAGCAUGGUGAGUGGGGCGAGCAUGGUGAGUGGGGCGAGCAUGGUGAGUGGGACGAGCAUGGUGAGUGGGACGAGACGAGCAUGGUGAGUGGGGCAAGCAUGGUGAGUGGGGCAAGCAUGGUGAGUGGGGCGAGCAUGUUGAAUGGUGGGGUGAGACAUGUGGUGAACUGCAUUCAGUGUCACCCAGUCGACUGUUGUGUGGCCACCAGCGGCAUCGAUGACACCAUCAAGUUGUGGACGCCCCAUGCACCAUCGGCAUCAAGGGUAGCAGCAGGGGUGGGGGGGCCUGAGCCGGCCGACAUGAUUCGAGUGAUGGUGGAGAACCAGCAGCGCAUGCGCCGACCUCGCGAGUUCUUUGCGUGA
This is a messenger RNA of Closterium sp. NIES-65, 3777 nucleotides long. The record is from the annotation of a GenBank genome assembly. Lineage: Eukaryota; Viridiplantae; Streptophyta; Zygnematophyceae; Desmidiales; Closteriaceae.